This is a messenger RNA of Neolamprologus brichardi, 1726 nucleotides long. Lineage: Eukaryota; Metazoa; Chordata; Actinopteri; Cichliformes; Cichlidae. The record is from RefSeq and is a predicted model, not a curated record.
UUUGUGGACACUAAUGUUUAAGCACAAAGCGUAGACGUUUCCUACACACACGCUCAGUGUUUAAAGGGUCCAGAGGAGCCCCGGGACUGGCUACGAUGAUCUGUAUCCUGCUGGUAGCCGGUCACGGCACCGUGUUAGAGGCCCAGAUUAAGAAUGAUGAAACGGGCCUGUACAGCCACCUGAGCGGGGUACCCAAGGCCUUGCUUCCUGGAAUUGGAGGAAAGAAGAUCCUUGACUUUUGGUGGGAAACCGUCAACAUGCGCCAGCUGUUCACAGCGGUCUAUCUGGUUACAAAUGCUGAUAAGUACAAGCACUACGAGCGCUGGGCCACAGCUUCCGACUUCCCCGUGGAAAAUAUCAUAAAUGACGGCAGCACUACGCUGGAGGAUCGCCUCGGGGCCGUGGCUGACCUGGAGUUGGUCGUACGCAGCCGGAAGCUGCAGGACGACAUUAUGGUGAUUGCUGGAGACAUGCUGUGUGCAGACCAAAACUUUGACAUUGCUCAAGUUAUUCGCUUCUUCAGGUCAAAGCCCGGUGAGCUGAUCAUAUACUACGAGCUGGAAGAAGGAGAGAAGAGCAGCUCCAGAGGCAUCGUCGAGGUCUGCCAUGAUUCCCACAGGGUAACUCGCUUCUUGGAAAAGCCACAGGAAGGGCAGACGGCGUCCCAGCUCGCCAGCGUGGUGUUCUACUGCAUCCAGAGGGACACGCUGUCCUACACGUCGGACUUCCUGAGCCAGCAGCCUCAGACCGUGGGCAGGACUUUUGGACAGUUCUGGGAGUGGCUCAUCAAUGAGAAGCAGUGCCACGUGUUCGGUAUGAAGGUUCCUACUGGCUUCCAGCUGAUCGGACAAGUGGGACUGUCAGACUACACCAAGUGGCUCGCCCACUACUCCACCAAGCAGCAAGGCAGCCCUGCUAAACCUAUUACAUGCCGGUCAUACGCCAGGGUGGGACUAAUGGGGAAUCCCUCAGAUGGCUUCAAUGGAAAAACAAUCGCCAUGACCAUCGCUAACUUCUGGGCUGAGGUUACUCUGCUGGAGACCCAGACUUUGGUUUUAGUCCCUCAUCCACUCAACGACCCCACAGAAUUUGGCAGCCUGCAGGAUCUGUUCUGUAUCAGCAGGAAGGAAGGGUGUGUAUGCAGCCAGCUGACCGAGCCCUCAGGGGAGCUGCUGGUCUGUGACGCCAUGAGGAGAUUUGCUGAGCUGACUGAUCAGGCCAGGACGGCUUUCCGGGACAAAGACUGGCGCCGCCUGGUUCAACUGAUGGACCAGAACUUUGAGCUGCGCCGGUCCGUUUACACCGACGACUGUCUCGGCCCCGGGAACCUCAAGAUGGUUGAGCUGGCGAGGCAGUUUGGAUCGGCAGUGAAGUUACCCGGCAGUGGGGGGGCGGUGGUCGGUCUGUGCCUGGACCAGGCGAGGCUGGUAAGAGUGCGCUGUGGGGGGGUCUCUGUAGGCCUCUGAACCUCUUAAAUCUUACAUGUGACAAAUGCCUCCCUCGUAAAUAACAAAAACUCAAACAUCGGUAAACAGUUGAACCAGGCAGGGAUGGCUCCGUGGUGGCCCCAUGAUCGGGAGGUCGGGGUUCGAUUCCCCUGAACAGCUGAGGGACCCCUGAGCAAAGGUAGCGUCCCUACACACUGCUCCCCGGCACCCAAUGGCUGCCCACGGCUUCAAAGAGGAGUUUCCCCACGGGAUCAAUAAAAUAUACAUUAUCAUUAUUA